Perognathus longimembris pacificus (Pacific pocket mouse) is the source of this 711-nucleotide messenger RNA. Its product is annotated as double homeobox protein 4C-like. The transcript is spliced from 8 exons. NCBI's taxonomy places the organism in Eukaryota, Metazoa, Chordata, Mammalia, Rodentia, Heteromyidae. The record is from RefSeq and is a predicted model, not a curated record. Gene Ontology annotation, molecular function: DNA binding. Bases 1 to 711 code for a protein of 236 amino acids.
AUGACUCCCCAAAAAAGAGAAACUCGUCGACGGAGGAUUGUUUUGAGCCAGAGUCAAAAGGAUACUCUCUGGGCUUGGUUUGAAAAGAACCCCUAUCCUGACUUAGCUGCCAGGGAGAGUUUGGCCAGAGAAAUAGGCAUCUCAGAGUCUCAAAUUCUGACUUGGUUUCAAAAUCACAGAAGGCUCAAACGACUCGAGUCUAAGCACUCCUUUAGAGAGAAUCAACCUCAGAGACAGGACAAGGUUCAAUUCAAGACUCAAGCUAGAAGAACCCGGACACACUUCACAAGAUGUCAAACCAGUAUCCUAAUGCACGCUUUUAACAAGAACCGCUUCCCUGGGAUUGCAACCCGGGAAACCCUGGCUAGACAAACAGGCAUUCCAGAAUCCAGAAUCCAGACAUGGUUUCAAAACCGAAGAUCUCGGCAUCCAGGCCAGAGCCGAGGUGGACCUGUGGCUUCUUUGCCAUUGCAGGAGCUGCAGCACCAAGACAAAUAUUUUUUUCUGCGCUGUUGGGAUGAGUGGUUCCAGUCGUUCAUUGCUGAAUGGGAACCUGAGAAUGGCUACUGGUCUCCUGGCCAGACUGAGAUACAGGUCCUGGUGAGCCCCGGGGGUUACCGGGGCCACCCCGCAGUUCGGAGCCUGCAGAGCUCUGUCCUGCAGGAGCCGGCUCAGAGGAACAAGGGCUGGCAGAACCAAUUUGGCUUCUAG